AUGGGUCGCGCGUUUACGAGCAUUCGUGGCGCCAAGCAGACUCGCGGCGGAACCGGCGGAGCUCCGUCAGAAUCAGCUGGAAGCGAGAGGGGAGGGGAAUACGCGUUAGAGGAGAUUCUCUAUGCUGCGUUUACGGCUGAUGGCAGGUUAGUGCAUGCAGAGGCACGGCCCCACCUGGCAGUGGCCACGUCAGCAGGUUUCGAGAUAUUCCGCGGUGCUGACGUGGCGCAGCCCGUCGUGAGCCACGUGGGCGUGGGUCCGAUAAGGAUCGUGUGGCUCACCCUCAUCGCGCCACGUGGCGCAACGUCAUUGGUUGCAUUUGUUGGCACGGGAGACACGGUAUCUCCCCCCUCUCCUCCCCCUUCUUCUCCCGUUUCCACCUCCCCCUUGUUUGAAAAUUCGCACAAGUCCCUCCUCACCUUUUCUCCCGCCCCCCCCCUUCCCCUCUUCACCCGCACCUUUUCUCUAGCAAUCUCUGAAGGCCCCAUCCCCCCUCUCUCCAUCCCCCUCCCUCCGUUCCCAACCCCCUCCAGCCUCACCUGUCCCCUCGAGAGCUGCACCUUGCCUCCAUCGCCCAUCCCACCUUCUCACUCUCCUCUCACACAUAACCUGGACACCCUUACACACACACACGCUCAUCUGCCCUCUCCCUCCAUCUCUCACCCCUCUCUGUGCCCUCUCCCUCCAUCUCUCACCCCUCUCUGUGCCCUCUCCCUCCAUCUCUCACCCCUCUCUGUGCCCUCUCCCUCCAUCUCUCACCCCUCUCUGUGCUCUCUCCCUCCAUCUCUCACCCCUCUCUGUGCUCUCUCCCUCCAUCUCUCACCCCUCUCUGUGCCCACUCCCUCCAUCUCUCACCCCUUUCUUUGCCCUCUCCCUCCAUCUCUCACCCCUCUCUGUGCCCUCUCCCUCCAUCUCUCACCCCUCUUUGUACCCUCUCCCUCCAUCUCUCACCCCUCUCUGUGCCCUCUCCCUCCAUCUCUCACCCCUCUCUGUGCCCUCUCUCUCCAUCUCUCACCCCUCUCUGUGCCCUCUCCGUCCAUCUCUCACCCCUUUCUUUGCCCUCUCCCUCCAUCUCUCACCCCUCUCUGUGCCCUCUCCCUCCAUCUCUCACCCCUUUCUGUGCCCUCUCCCUCCAUCUCUCACCCCUUUCUGUGCCCUCUCCCUCCAUCUCUCACCGCUCUCUGCACUGCACACAGUAGCACAUGUUGCGCUUGCCUGUAUUACAGAAGAGAGGAGGGAGGAGAGAAGGGGCAAGGGAGAGUGCAAGAGGAGCCGCGGGCUGAGAGGAGCGGAGGUCGUGAGGAGAUUAGGAGGGGAGACGCGGUGGGUGAGGAUAAGGAAGAGGAGGGAGACACGGAAGAGGUGUGGAAGGACAGACACACGGAAGAAGAGAAGGUACCGGGGUUGAAAGAAGGGGACGUGAAGGGAGGGGAGGAGAUGGGGAAACAAGAAGGCGGCACCGCUUACGUAGGCAUGAUGGGAUGCAGCAGGCAAGGCAUGGACGUUCCUGAAAAUCUCAACAACAGCGCUGUGCGCCAUGCUGUGCGCCAUGCUGUGCGCCAUGCUGUGCGCCAUGCUGUACGCCAUGCUGUGCGCCAUGCUGUGCGCCAUGCUGUGCGCCAUGCUGUGCGCCAUGCUGUGCGCCAUGCUGUGCGCCAUGCUGUGCGCCAUGCUAUGCGCCAUGCUUUGCGCCAUGCUGUGCGCCAUGCUGUGCGCCAUGCUGUGCGCCAUGCUGUGCGCCAUGCUGUGCGCCAUGCUGUGCGCCAUGCUGUGCGCCAUGCUGUACGCCAUGCUGUGCGCCAUGCUGUGCGCCAUGCUGUGCGCCAUGCCGUGUGCCAUGCUGUGCGAUCUCAUCUCAUGUUCCUGAGAGCGCUGCCUCGAGCUUCAUGUAAGGGGAGGAAGGUGCGGGGUGUGAUGGAAGGAGAAAGGAGGGGUAAGGGGGUCGUGCGCAUGUGUGGAAGAGUUGCCUGGAAGAGUUGCCUGGGACAGGCAGGGAGAGAAGGGGAGUGCAUGGGGGCGAGAGGGUCAAGUGUGUGGUGGGGCGUAGAGGAGGUGCCUGGGCCAGGUGAGGGAAAGAGGGGAGUUGGGAGCGAGUGGGGGAAGAUGAUGGUGCACACAUGCAUGGAGACUGGCAGCGGCAGUGGGGAGAGCAGCGGGGCACAGGCGGUGCGCAGUGGGAGGAGGAGCUGGUGA
Closterium sp. Naga37s-1 is the source of this 2193-nucleotide messenger RNA. The record is from the annotation of a GenBank genome assembly. Lineage: Eukaryota; Viridiplantae; Streptophyta; Zygnematophyceae; Desmidiales; Closteriaceae.